AUGCAUUUCUCGUCAUCACUCGCUCUAGUUGCUGCUGCUUUUGUGCUUGGUGUAGUGGCAGUUGCAGAAUCCCCAUCACAAGGUGGCGUUGGUAAUCCUGAUGCUGCUGCUGCCAGUGGCUCUACUAAAACCCAAACAGUCGAAGAAUAUUUCAAGCUCCAUGAUAAUCCUCAGCUUCAAACAUAUUGUGAAAACAGGUGCUCUGAUAUGCCAUAUACUGCUGACAAACCUGAUGACAAAGACGGUUGUUUGAAGUACUGUAUUACCACCAAUGCUCCUUUCCUUGGCCUUCCCGCACCCAACUUCAAUUAA
Lichtheimia ornata is the source of this 312-nucleotide messenger RNA. RefSeq lists its product as uncharacterized. Bases 1 to 312 code for a protein of 103 amino acids. The record is from RefSeq and is a predicted model, not a curated record. Lineage: Eukaryota; Fungi; Mucoromycota; Mucoromycetes; Mucorales; Lichtheimiaceae. The transcript has a single exon.